CGAGAAUCACCUGUUUUUUUCUCACCCAAAACACAAUAAAAGAGUUUCGUUCCAAACUCGGAAAGUGACUGUCGAUCGUGAGAGCUUCUUCAACGAUCAACAUUUUGGCUGUCAAUAUGGAAAGCUUUCACCUUAUUGGUUUAAUCUUAGCAGCCUUCGUGAUGACUUUGGAUAUGACGUCUGCAGCUAGUAAAAGAUGUGACGAGGGACCGGGACUAGCUAAGUGUGUGACUCAAUACGUUUCUGGGUUUGCCAGCCCUCAGAACGCAAAAUUGGAUUCAUUGAAACUCCAUUGCAAGCUUGAUCGAGAACUUGCCCUCUGUACAGACAAGGAAUUGGCAACGUGUCCAGGAAAGACGCUCAAGGCACUGGGACGAGCGGUAUUGUCAUACAUCGCUUUUGACAGAAAGCUUGGUGCUUGUCCGAAAUAUGGAUACUGGUCACUUUACCAAAAACUGCUUGAGAAAAAUGUCAAGCGUACUUUUGACGAUGAUGAUGACGAUGACGAUGACGCUUCCCCGGUAGACAAGAAUUCUUGGAAUUACAAGAUAAACACACUCCUGCACGUUUCCAAGUACUCUAGGUGCGCCAAGAGAGUUGAUAUCAGUUGCGUCAGACGUUACGUAGCAAGAAUGAGAAAGGAUCAGAAUCUAUGUGCUAAUAUAGUAUUCAAGCAUGAGUGUCUUCGCGUCAAAACCUGUGAAGCCGGUAUUAUCACGGACCUGCUCAACGUGUUUCCAGAAGAAGCCAAAAAAGUGCUAGCAGUACUUUGUGUAAAGGCCGAGGAUAGUGGCUAAAGUUCGGAAAAUUGACGCAACCAUGGCAAGCAAGUCUGAGCUGGAUAUUUGUGUACAAGUUUGAAUAAAUUGACGAAAUAUGCGCAAGAGGUUAACUACUAUUGAUUUAAUUAGAUCUGACCUGUUAAAUAUCAAUGAAUAAAGGUUUCUAACUUGA
Molecule: messenger RNA, 954 nt
Organism: Actinia tenebrosa (Australian red waratah sea anemone)
Lineage: Eukaryota; Metazoa; Cnidaria; Anthozoa; Actiniaria; Actiniidae
Source: RefSeq, a predicted model, not a curated record